Molecule: messenger RNA, 2317 nt
Organism: Theobroma cacao (cacao)
Lineage: Eukaryota; Viridiplantae; Streptophyta; Magnoliopsida; Malvales; Malvaceae
Source: RefSeq, a predicted model, not a curated record
AUGUUCUCUUUGUUUGGUACGUCGUGUCUGGCUCAUUGUCUCUCCUCCAUUUUCGAAGGACUCUACAAAAACCCACUGAAAAGUUAGCUUUCUCUGAUAUUAUUCUCCCCCCCUUCCCUCGUUCCCAAUUUGCAGAGGCAUUUGGGUCCUGGGAUCAAUAGAUAUAUAUGAGUGCUUGAUUCUUCUGCCCUUUACUGUUGCUCACCUGUACAGGGCAAAUUUCCCACGCCUUCGACAAUGUCUGAUGUUCUAUGUCCAAACCCAGCAUCUGAUAGUGAUGCCUAUGAGGAAGAAAAGAAGACCAGAAUGGGAUCGUUGAGGAAGGCAGCUAUCAGUGCCUCCAACAAAUUCAGGAAUUCUUUGUCAAAGAAAGGUAGGAGGAGCAGUAAAGUAAUGUCCGUGGAAAUUGAGGAUGUGCAUGAUGCAGAGGAGUUGCAGGCUGUUGAUGCCUUACGUCAGGCACUUAUAUUGGAGGAACUGCUGCCAGCAAAACAUGAUGAUUAUCAUAUGUUGCUCAGGUUCUUGAAGGCCAGAAAAUUUGACAUUGAGAAAACAAAGCAAAUGUGGUCUGAUAUGCUCCAGUGGAGGAAAGAAUUUGGUACAGACACAAUUAUGGAGGACUUUGAGUUCAAGGAACAGAGUGAAGUAGUGGAAUAUUAUCCCCAAGGGUACCAUGGAGUAGAUAAGGAAGGACGACCAGUGUACAUAGAGAGAAUAGGCCUAGUAGAUGCUACCAAGCUCAUGCAAGUGACAACCAUGGACCGCUAUCUCAAAUACCACGUAAAGGAGUUUGAGAGGGCCUUUGAUGUUAAGUUUCCAGCUUGCUCUAUCGCAGCCAAGAAGCACAUUGACCAAAGCACAACCAUCUUGGAUGUGCAAGGAGUGGGUCUUAAAAGCUUCACCAAAGCUGCAAGGGAACUUAUCACUCGUCUUCAGAAGACUGAUGGUGACAAUUAUCCUGAGACCUUGAACCGCAUGUUCAUCAUCAAUGCAGGUUCUGGAUUUAGAAUGUUGUGGAACUCUGUCAAGUCUUUCCUUGAUCCUAAGACCACAGCCAAGAUCCAUGUUCUUGGCAACAAAUACCAGAGCAAGUUGCUUGAAAUAAUUGAUGCUAGUGAGUUGCCAGAAUUUUUUGGAGGUACUUGCACUUGCGCUGAUCAUGGAGGCUGCAUGCUUUCUGACAAGGGCCCAUGGAAGGACCCAGAGAUCUUGAAGAUGGUUCAAAAUGGUGAACAUAAAUGCACAAAGAAAUCUCAGGCUCAAAGCACUGAAGAGAAGACAAUUUCUGAGGAAGAGACCAUGCUCUCAAAGUCUACUCAUGCCUGUGACUCCUCGGAUGUUGAGGCAGCUUCAGAUGCAGGAAAUAAACAAUCUCUUUCCUCUGAACAUUCAACAAAUGAUAUUGAGCGUCCGGAACUCUCUCCUGUUAAAGAAAAAGUACAAAUGAACCAACCUGAGAAAUGUGUCCCAGUGGUUGAUAAACCUGUGGAUUUAGCUUGUCAGGACAAAAUGCAGAAUGAAAAUUUUGCUGCCCUAUCAAAAGAUUCUUAUGCUAUGCAAGAAAGUGGCAAGGUUCCUGAUGGGCUUAGCUCUCAUCUUUUCACUGGUGUCAUGACCUUUGUUAUGGGUAUUGCCACCAUGAUCAGAGUGACACGCAACAUGCCCAGGAAGCUCACUGAUGCCAACAUCUACUCCAGUCCUGUUUACUGUGAUGACACAGAUGUUAAGAGCCAGGAACCUUCAGACAACUUAACCCCAGCAGCCAUCUCCAUUGCUGAAUUGAUGUCUGUCAUGAAACGUAUGGCUGAGCUGGAAGAGAGAGUAAGUGUUAUGAACAUGAAAACUACAACAAUGCCCCCGGAGAAGGAGGAGAUGCUGAAUUCUGCACUAAACCGGGCUGAUGCCUUGGAGCAAGAGCUUAUGGCAACUAAGAAGGCUCUAGAAGACUCGUUUGCUCAACAGCAAGAGCUCGUGGCAUAUCUGGACAAAAAGAAGAAACGGAAGAAGAGGACUUUGUUCUGGUGAAGAAAGAAAAGCUGGAUGCUGACAGAUGCUCAGGAAACAGGCGGUGGGGUAAUUCAUUUUUAGAAGGCGGCCACACCCCCUCACCCCAAAUGCACUCUAGUCUAACAUUCCACUCAUGAAAUGCAACUGAAAAAGUUUUGUUCAUAUAUAAAUUUCAUUUGAAUCGGCCUGUAUAUAUCAAUGUACAUAUCAAUAUAAAUGUUGGCAGGCACGUGUUUGAUAAUAUAUUUUUAAUGUCCCUCAAAAGGAGGAAAUGAAAGUCCCCUGGAUGCAUGCACGGGAUAUAUAUCAA